This is a messenger RNA of Anastrepha obliqua, 1968 nucleotides long. RefSeq names its product myotubularin-related protein 2 (gene mtm). Gene Ontology annotation, biological process: dephosphorylation. The coding region runs from base 22 to 1890 and encodes 622 amino acids. NCBI's taxonomy places the organism in Eukaryota, Metazoa, Arthropoda, Insecta, Diptera, Tephritidae. The transcript has 2 exons. The record is from RefSeq and is a predicted model, not a curated record. Gene Ontology annotation, molecular function: phosphatidylinositol-3,5-bisphosphate 3-phosphatase activity.
UCCUAACAUAUUCGCAGUAACAUGGAUAACACAGAACCAAUAGAUAAUUCAGAUAGCUUAGCUGGUAAAACUGCACCUAAAAAUGCGAGUACUAAUUCCUUGGAUACUGCAGAUUCAAAGUCCAGUUCAAUUGGUUCAAAGCAGGGCGUUGACUUAAGUGCACAACGUGACACACCCUUUGUUUAUUUGGACGGCGAGGAUGAUCAGGAUCAAAAGAACGAUGUCACUUACGUAUGUCCAUUUCGUGGACCGGCUUUCGGCGCAUUAACAAUAACCAACUAUCGCCUUUAUUUCCGUUCAUUACCAUUACGCGAUCACGAUCCACCCGUAGUAGUCGAUGUACCAUUGGGUGUGAUAGCGCGAGUUGAAAAAAUCGGAGGUGCAACUUCUCGUGGCGAAAACUCAUACGGUAUCGAGAUAUUCUGCAAGGAUAUGCGCAAUUUGCGCUUCGCUCAUAAACAGCAAAAUCACUCUCGCCGCACUGUUUUUGAGAAGUUGCAAUCUUAUGCCUUUCCACUGUCAUUUAGUGGACGUCUUUUUGCAUUCGCUCAUGCUGGAGCGUCCGGACCACCACCACCUGCAGCUGAAAAUGGUUGGGCUGUGUACGAACCAUUGGCCGAAUUGAGACGCAUGGGAGUUCCAAAUGAUAUGUGGCGCAUAACUAAGUUAAAUGAAGCUUAUAGUGUUUGCGAUAGCUAUCCGGUUGUUUGGGCCGUUCCUAAAGCGGCAUCUGAUGAAUUUUUGCGCCGUGUGGCGCAGUUUCGCUCGCGAUGUCGUUUACCUGUACUUUCCUGGAUUCAUCCACGCUCUCAAGCGACUAUAACAAGAUGUUCACAGCCUCUGGUAGGGGUGGGGGGCAAGCGCAGCGCUGAUGACGAACUCUACCUUAGUUACAUAAUGGAGGCAAAUGUGCAAUCAGAUAAAUUGGCGAUCAUCGAUGCGCGUCCCAGCGUCAACGCUAUAGCCAAUAAGGCCAAAGGAGGUGGAUAUGAGUCUGAGGAAGCAUAUAAGAAUGUCGAAAUCCACUUUGUUGACAUACACAAUAUACAUGUAAUGCGUGAAAGUUUGCGAAAAGUGAAGGAAGCCUGCUAUCCAACGAUAGAUGAUUCAAAAUGGCUUUCCGCAAUUGACGGCACACUGUGGUUGAAGCAUAUCAAGUGCAUAUUGGCAGGUGCUGUACGCAUAGUUGAUAAAGUAGAAACUAUGAGCACUUCUGUAGUCGUGCAUUGUUCUGAUGGAUGGGAUAGAACAGCGCAAUUGACGGCAUUAUCCAUGCUAUUUUUGGAUCCAUAUUAUCGAACACUGCGCGGCUUUGAGGUUCUUAUUGAGAAAGAGUGGCUUUCAUUCGGGCAUAAAUUUCAACAACGAAUCGGCCAUGGUGAUAAUCGCCAUUCAGAUGCGGACCGCUCUCCUGUUUUCUUGCAAUUCAUCGAUUGUGUAUGGCAGGUUAGCCAACAAUUUCCCAACGCUUUCGAAUUUAACGAACACUUUUUGAUAACCAUCAUUGAUCAUUUGUAUUCAUGUCGUUUUGGCACUUUUUUAUGUAACACUGAGGCUGAGCGCGUUGCAGAAGAUCUUAAACAUAAAACUGUUUCGCUUUGGACAUAUAUUAAUAGUUCGUUGAAUCAGUAUCUCAACCCGCUGGCCUCCUCGCAUGGGGCCCAAACCGUUUUGCGACCUAUCGCCAGUAUGCGUUAUGUGAAGUUAUGGAAGGGCCUAUAUUGCCGGUGGAAUCCUAGCAUACGCCCACAGAAUCGUAUAUACCAUCGUACACGUGAACUGCUCGCCCUACAGGAUCAGCUUAUAAAGCAGGUCAGCGAUUUACGUAUGAAGACAAAUUCACGUCAAACGGCGCAAACAUCUACGCGGCUGGCAUCACCAAUGCAUUAAAACCGUAUAUAUUUAGCACUAUUUUAAAAGUAUUAUAAUAUAAAAAACUUUUAAAUACAUUCACAGUGGUUCUUAUAA